Molecule: messenger RNA, 522 nt
Organism: Raphanus sativus (radish)
Lineage: Eukaryota; Viridiplantae; Streptophyta; Magnoliopsida; Brassicales; Brassicaceae
Product: FBD-associated F-box protein At4g10400
Exons: 3
Coding region: 1-522 (173 amino acids)
Source: RefSeq, a predicted model, not a curated record
AUGCCUCACUUGGUCGAUGCGUAUCUAGAUGUUAAUCUCACUGAUUUGAAGAGUUUUAUUGGAUCAAUCACAUCUGUCAAGCGUCUUGCUAUAUGUUCAGAGACUAUGCUUGACGAAGAUUAUGUCUUCAACCAGCUUAAACAUUUGGAGGUAUGUAUAUGCAAAGACCAUUUCCCCAGUCAACUGUUACGGCUGCUCAAAGCUUCUUCCAACUUGCAAGGACUUCACAUUUUUUACAUAGAGGAUGAUCAUGAUCAUAUUCCUGAUGGUAUGGAAGACUGGAAUCAACCAAGUACUGUUCCUGAAUGUAUGUUGUCGAGUUUACGUAGUCUCAGCUGGUCGAUGUACAAAGGAGAACCACAAGAGAAAGAUAUUGCGAUUUACAUUUUGGAACAUGCUCUUCACCUAAAGACUGCAACAAUCAAGUCAUCAUCUGAAUCGGAUGUUCCAAAAUUGGAGAUGUUAAAGGAGUUGGCUCUUUCUUCUAGAGCUUCAGCAAAAUGCAAACUCAUGUUUAAAUGA